This is a messenger RNA of Spirodela intermedia, 2270 nucleotides long. The record is from the annotation of a GenBank genome assembly. Lineage: Eukaryota; Viridiplantae; Streptophyta; Magnoliopsida; Alismatales; Araceae.
AUGUCCAGAAUCUGCCGCGCAGGGGCCGCCGCCCAGUCCCUCGCCCGCUUCCUCGGCGCCUCCCGGACCCGAUCCUUCGGCGCAGCGGCGGCGAUCCAGAUGGAGUACGAGAGCGACGACGAGUUCGAGUUUGAUCGCCGCCGCGGCAUCGCCGGAAUGGCGGACGCGUGCGGGGAGGCGGGGGGGAGGGGCGUGCAGUGGGUGUUCAUGGGGAGCCCCAGCGCCAGGAGGCACGUCUACGCCAAUCGGAUCGCGCAGCUCCUCGGCGUCCCCUACAUCUCCAUGGGCGGCCUCGUUCGCCAGGAGCUCCAUCCCCUCUCGUCUCUCUACAAGCAGGUCAUCUCCCCCUCGUCACCCCCGCUGCUUGGAAAUUUUCUCCGUUCUUUAUUUUCUUCUCCGCUUCUGUGGUGUUGUGUAAUCCCUGCGAUCCCUUUCUUUUCUUCUGGAGGGCUGAGCAUGGAAUUUAUCCGACACGAGGGGCCAUCAUGUCAUUUCAGAAUACCGGCAUGUGAAACCCACGGGUUCUUCAACUGCGCGCCUAUGAGAGAUGUGUUGUCUGGCCUUGUCAUUUAUUGCUGCCCAUUCAUUGUUCUUUCUUCAUUCACGAGAGGGAUUUGUUUGGGCUGCUUGUUGCUGCUUUCGCCCGAACUAAGCCGGGUGACGUUUUCGUAUUUUCCGAUUUGGAACUCUUCGAAUGGUCUCGGUGAGGGAAAGGAAGCAGUCCACUGAUUGUCGUCGUUCUUGCCUUUUAGAUUGCAAAUGCUGUGAACGAAGGGAAUCUCGUACCGGAGGAUAUCAUAUUUGCUCUUUUAUCACAGAGGCUCGAAGAAGGGUACGCCAAAGGCGAAAGGGGGUUCAUUCUGGAUGGGAUCCCACGGACUAUGGUGCAAGCUGUGAGUCACAGCAUCCCCUAACUCCCAUCGUCUCUUUCUUCUGCUCUAUAGAAUAUCUUUUGUUGGGGAUCAUGAUUCAUGAAAGGCUUUUAUUGAUGCUAGAUAAAUGAAGUUUUCUAUCAGGUGGGCGAAAAUGCCGCCACUUUGUGGCCCCGAGUGGCUGCUUAGUUGUUUUUCCUCAAAAUCUUUCGUAAUGAAUGCAUUGAUAAACAGUCUAAAAUAGUGAAUAAUAAUGCUUUGUGGUUAGCAAUUUCAUCAAAGAAUGAAGAUGAUUACUCAUUAAUCAUGCUUGAUGUGUUUUUCUAAGUACCUGCAUUGGAUGAACCACGACUGAUUACGUUACCUACACUAAUGACCGGUAUUUCAAAACUGCACUUGUUGUUGAAAGGCCUGAUCUUGCUAGUAUGAAGUCUUGUUUUACGUAGAUUUCUACGUACCCAGAAGUAUACUUAAAAAUAGAAUGUAAACGGCUGAAUCUGAAGGCGACGUCAAGAAAAUAAUUCGUUGUCCUCUUUCAUCAGGAAAUCCUUGAUCAAGUCGCUGAUAUCGACCUAGUUGUAAACCUCAAAUGCAUGGAGGACUGCUUGGCGAAAAAGCACUUAGGUGGCAACAUCUGUCCUCCCUGUGCCGCAUCUGAUAACAAUGGAAUUUGUAAAUUGUCCACCAGCAAAUCAUGCGUGUCAGUGAGAAUGCAGCACUCUAAACUGGAAGCACCCUCUGCAAUUGAUGAUGGGGAAGUUCGUCGACAAAAGUUACAGCUUUAUGUCGAGCAGGUAUAUCCAUUUCUUCUCUGAGGUCAAACUUUCAUGCAUUAAAAGAUAUAUAUAGAUAAUUCACUCUGGGAGAAAACAGGUAAUCUCGUGUAUCAGAAUGGUUAUUUUAGGCAUAGCAUGGCUACAUAUGUCUCAAUUAUGGCUGUCAUGUGAUGUCUUGCUCGUGUCCAUGACUUCGUUGAUGUUGAUAGUCGUUGACUGUUCUUGAGAGAGAAGAUUGUCAAAGCACUUUUUUUUUUUUAAUCUGACAAACUAAUUCAGCCAAUAUCUUCCGGGCAGAAAAUUGAUCUGACUCAACAUCACUGCAGAGCAGAAAAUUUUCUUUUGAAAGAGUUAGCAUGCAAAAUUAAUGCUCUGAUUCAGCCUUCCACAUGCAGAGACCUGUUUAAAGCAGACAGUAAUUUGAUUUAAUGUGUUCCUAAUUAACUGGAUCCCUCCUCCCACUGGAUAGAGCAAAUUACUGGAGGACUACUACCGGAAGCAGAGGAAGCUGCUCGACUUCCAGGUCUCCGACGGCCCCAGGGAGACGUGGCAGGGGCUGUUGGCGGCGCUGCGUCUCCAGCACAUCGACGCAAUCAGUUCCUUGCCAACAUUGACGCCCUGA